Micropterus dolomieu (smallmouth bass) is the source of this 1483-nucleotide messenger RNA. RefSeq names its product apolipoprotein B mRNA editing enzyme, catalytic polypeptide-like 2b (gene apobec2b). The record is from RefSeq and is a predicted model, not a curated record. Gene Ontology annotation, biological process: cytidine to uridine editing. Gene Ontology annotation, cellular component: nucleus; cytoplasm. Gene Ontology annotation, molecular function: cytidine deaminase activity; RNA binding. Bases 423 to 1229 code for a protein of 268 amino acids. The transcript has 4 exons. Lineage: Eukaryota; Metazoa; Chordata; Actinopteri; Centrarchiformes; Centrarchidae.
CACCGCCAAGCAUCGUUAUUAAUAACCUGCCUGUUGCUGGCCUGUUGACAGUUAAAGCCUGGUGGAAAAAAGCGCUACCUCUUGUGUUUGAAAUUGUACAUUUAUACAUAGAAUAAGGUACUUCCUUACUCAAUUUGCCAACUGUAUAAAGUGUGUAAGUGAUAUAAGUCCAGUCUUGCCCUGCCUUCAUCAUGCAACACAUGGGUGCUCACUCUUGUGUUGUCCUUUGGCCUUUUAACAGCCAUGGCAUGGAAAGGGGGCCUGCCUCGGCCAGACAUGCACAUGACUCCAACCAUAGCACACAAUAGGAUCUAUUUCUGUGUAUGCACUAGGGUUAUCACUCCACUUACACUGAGAGCGAUCUCUCUCGCUCUCUCCCGCCCUCUCUUUAUCACAACACUCUCACCCACUUGCCCAAAAUCAUGGCGGACAGAAACAGCCGGGUCAGUGUUAAGAAGAAAGAGAAGAAGGUGGAAAACAAAACAAAUGACGAGAAGGACAAGGAGAAGGAAAAGGGGAAGGAGAAGAUCGUAAAAAGGCCUGACAAGCUAGUGAAAAAAACUGAGAAGACGCCUGAGAAGCCUAAGACGGACGAAGAGAAGACAAAUGGGGAAAGUGGAGGGGCAACAGGAGCGGAGGCUGUUAACAGUGAAGAAAAUGGAGAGUUUCAGCCCAUAGAGCUGCCACCAUUUGAGAUUGUCACAGGAGAACAGAUGAGUCCGUUCUACUUCAAGUUUCAGUUCAGGAACGUGGAAUACUCAUCAGGGAGGAACAAGACCCUCCUGUGCUUCAGAGUGGAUACACCAGGAGGCAGCACAGAGCCUCUGAAAGGUUAUAUGGAGGAUGAACAUGCCACAGCUCAUGCUGAAGAGGCAUUCUUUCAACAGGUGCUCCCUAACACUUCCCAAGAGUGCGAAGUCACAUGGUAUGUAUCAUCCAGUCCCUGUGUAGCCUGUGCAUCCAAGCUGGCCAACAUCCUCCAGCAGCGCAAAAAGGUCCGUCUCUGCAUAUUCUGCUCCCGUCUCUUUGAGUGGGAGCAGCCGGAGAUAGUGGAAGGGCUCCGGGCUCUGGUGAGUGCCGGCUGCAAGCUGCGGAUGAUGAAGCCGUCUGACUUCCUACAUGUUUGGGAAACGUAUGUGGAGAAGGAGGACCAGAGCUUUACACCCUGGGAGGAUUGUCAGGAGAACUACGACUACUACAUGGAGAAACUGGCUGAUAUCCUCAAGUAGAUGUGAGUUGGAGCACAUGAUGGACUAGAUCUCCCCACUGACGUGACCACAAAAUCGACCUUCUUGUCAAAUUCCCACUGGUUAAACGUGUGUUUCUUGCGGUCAUAUUUACUGGUGCAGAUCAGUAUUAGUUUGAAUGAACAGUCGUGGCAACAUUUUGUAUUUUUUAUUUUGCUAAGUUCAUAGGGAGACACAAAAUGCUUGAAUGGUAUUUAUACAGCAUCACUUAUUGUAUAUAAAUAUAUCAUACAAUA